Orbicella faveolata is the source of this 2526-nucleotide messenger RNA. RefSeq lists its product as uncharacterized. NCBI's taxonomy places the organism in Eukaryota, Metazoa, Cnidaria, Anthozoa, Scleractinia, Merulinidae. The record is from RefSeq and is a predicted model, not a curated record.
CGUGGUGUAUGGGACAGCUUGUGUAUAUAGAGAAUUGUAUGAAAAGUCACCGAUCGCAAAAAAGUUGUGUAAAUAGCUAUCUAAUUUGAAAUAAAGUUUUCCUACUCAAAUGUGUCGCGUACUUGUCUCUUGCGCCGAUUUUGAAGCCAUUCUGACGCCGUUUAGUGAAGUUAUUCGAAACCGUUGUCUUUCCUUCUAAAAGAAGGGAAAGGGAGACCACGCCAUCGAUCGCUGGCCGGACGUCACCCCACAAAUCGCUCUCUCCUCAAAAGAAAUAGUCCCAAAUCAUAAUAAAACCGUUCCAUAAAGCCCAAUAAAUUUCACUCCACAUACGUGUGCUUCGGCGGUCGAAAGACUCGUGAAGAACGAAAAAUUUGGCUUAAAGUUCACCUCUUCGGCUUUCCUUUUAUGCUUGAAAGGUCAAAGUAUCUGGUUUCAUCCUCAACUCUGAUUGGUCCAUUUGAACCAAGUCAAGCGAGACAACACGAGGGUUGUGUCCCUUCUUUUAGAAAGAGAGACAACGGUUUCGAAUAACUUCACUAAACGGCGUCAGAAUGGCUUCAAAAGAGACAAGUACGCGACACAAAGGAGGAAGGAAAACUUUGUUUCAUUUAGUCAUUUACACAAUUUUUUUUACGAUAGGUGACUUUCCCAUACAACUCUCUAUAUACACAAGCUUUCCCAUACACCACUUAUGCAGAGUCGAAUUUUUAGCUUGGGAUGCCUGUGAAUGAAGCCCAAGAUAAUCUGAAACAUUGAUCUUAUCGUGUCCUUCACGAAUGUUAUUGGUUUGUUUCAACUGAUAAUAAACACACUGUCCUGCUGUAGUUCAGCAGUACAGAACUACAACUCUUCAAACGUGAAACGUGUCAUUUACAAAGACGCUUUGGCGUCCAACACGUGCGUCUCGCAUUGACUCCAAGAACAUCUUAAUCAGUUUAGCCAACUCGCUUUACGAUGCCAUUGUUCACUAGCUUUUUAAGUUUCCUUGGUCUGGUUUUGCUAGGUGCCGAAGCAAGAAUUCCAUCGCAAAACCUUACUACUGGUGUUUUCCUGUCUUACAACGAAUACAAUUCUAACGCUGUCUUCGAGGCGUGGAAAGGACCUGGAGAGUUCUCGCUACUUUUCAACACUCGUAAGCCCACCGCGUUUCUUGCAUAUCAAGAUGACAGUAUCUACAACCACUUUGACUUGUUUCUGGUCAAUGGAAAGAUCCGCGCAAGAAUAACCUUUGAUGAGUGCCAGUGGAAACAGCUUACUGUUGAGGGAAACUUCUCUGAUUCUCAGUGGCAUCGUCUUCGCUUAACAAGACAACUGAACGAUGUUUCUCUAACAGUAGACGGAUGUUAUUCGCAAUCUAUUCCCUGCAGAUAUGCGUCUUCCAAGUCAGAAAGGUGGCAAGCUCUGUAUGUGGGAGGUAUCCCGUGGAAUAUUACCCAGAAUUCGAAUUUUUUGGCAAAACCGGGGAUUUUUCGUGAGACUAUUACAUCUGGAUUCAAGGGAUGCAUUGGUCACGUGACUCAAACUGCACCUGGGGAAAGUCCCAGGCCAUUAGCACUGCGCUCCAGCUUGUGGACUGGAUCCCACUGUGAGAGUUACUGUGCGCCUGGCCGGAAAUGCAAUCCGAUAGAUGACGUAACUCGUAAAGAAUGUCAAUGCCCCGGAUACGAAAACGAAGACCCGAUCUGCAUGCUUCAUACAAGCCGUUCGAGGGAUGAUCUCGCAACUAUAAUCCUGGCUAGUUCAUCGACUCUAUCAAAGUCAGUUGAAAUGACCUCAAACAAAAGCACGCCCAAAUUGAGUUCUGCAAUUCAAACAAAUGUCGAAGCAACUUCUUCAUCAAAGACCACUGACAGCGCAACACCGACUAGCACCCAGUCCGCCUCGAAACAUGUGCAAGAUUCAUCAGGAGUAAAAGCACAAUACGUAGACGUGGCAUACCUUGAUCAGCAGAGCUCUGUCCCAGGAAACUCGAGCCAUCCACAGCCGCUUGGCUUGGUCUCAGCUUCAACAAGAUUGUCUACUCCAGAUGAAGUGUUUCCCAGCUCGGUAGAAGUUCGACCUAACUCUGCAGUCGACAACAAUAGUUCAGUAAUGGAAAAGAAAGGUAGCACCUCACGCAUUUUAAGCUCCUUUGUCUUGAUUUGUCUUGCGCCGGCGGUCUCGCUUCUCAGCGGACUUAUGACCCGGUAAAGAACUUGACUAAGUCGUAGUCCGUCUUCAGUCUUUGCGUCAUUUUGGCCACAGAUUUAUGGCUUUUAUUCGAAGAUCUCCACGGACUUUGAUAUGGAGUGGAACAAUCUGCCGUGAGAUAACUUGUUUAGAGCUGCAUACUCAGCAACAGCACCAGAGUAAACAGCUGCUAAUCAAACAGUGGCAGGCCAAUGUCGAAUUGUUAGUUAAUCGUCGCUCGUUGUCGGCAAAUUAUCUUGAAGCACUCGAGUUUCCCUGAAGGCCGUGUCCACACUACGCCGGAGGGAUUUGAAAACGGAGCUUUAUUUCUUCGUCCUUCCGUCCACACCAAUC